AGGUUCACAGGGGACAGGCCAGCCAGGAGGUCAGGAGGCCCCAGAGGAGCACUGAAGGAGACCUGCCUGUGGGUCUCAAUUGCCCAGCUCCUACCCACACUCGGCUAUUGCCCUGACCUGAGUUAUCAUGUCUCUUGGGCAGAAGAGUCAGCCCGGCAAGCCUGAAGAAGACCUUCAGGCCCAAGGAGAGGCACCGGGGCUUGUGGAUGUGCAGGUUCCCACAGCUGAGGAGCAGGAGGCUACUUCCUCCUCCUCUACUCUGAUCACGGGAACCCUGGAGGAGGUGCCUGCUGCUGAGUUGCCGAGUCCUCCCGAGAUUCCUCAGGGUGCCUCCUCUUCCCUGAUUGUCACCGACACCCCCCUAGGGAGCCAAUCCAGUGAGGGUUCCAGCACCAAUGAAGUGGAGGGGCCAAGCACCUCGCCAGACCCAGCUCCCAUGGAAUCCCUGCUCUGGGAAGCACUUGAUGAGAAAGUGGAUGAGUUAGUGGGUUUCCUGCUCUGCAAGUAUCAAAUCAAGGAGCCAGUCACAAAGGCAGAAAUGCUGGAGAGUGUCAUCAAAAAUUACAGCAACUACUUUCCUAUGAUCUUCAGCAAAGCCUCUGAGUACAUGCAAGUGGUCUUUGGCAUUGAAGUGAAGGAAGUGGACCCCGCUGGCCACAUCUACUUCCUUGUCACCUGCCUGGGCCUCUCCUAUGAUGGUCUGCUGGGUGAUGAUCAGAGCACACCCAAGACCGGCCUCCUGAUAACGGUCCUUGGUAUGAUCGUAGUGAAGGGCAUCUGCGUCCCCGAGGAGGCAAUCUGGGAAGGGUUGAGUGAGAUGGGGCUGUAUGUUGGGAUGGAGCGUAGUAUCUAUGGGGAGCUCAGGAAGUUGCUCACCCAAGAUUGGGUGCAGGAAAAGUACCUCGACUACCGCCAGGUGCCCGGCAGUGAUCCUGCACGCUAUGAGUUCCUGUGGGGUCCAAGGGCCCUCGCGGAAACCAGCUAUGUGAAAGUCCUGGAGCAUGUGGCCAGGGUCGGUGCAAGAGUUCCUAUUCCCUACCCAUCCCAACCCAAUUAA
Cebus imitator (Panamanian white-faced capuchin) is the source of this 1057-nucleotide messenger RNA. Its product is annotated as melanoma-associated antigen 8-like. Bases 128 to 1057 code for a protein of 309 amino acids. The record is from RefSeq and is a predicted model, not a curated record. Gene Ontology annotation, molecular function: histone deacetylase binding. The transcript is spliced from 2 exons. NCBI's taxonomy places the organism in Eukaryota, Metazoa, Chordata, Mammalia, Primates, Cebidae. Gene Ontology annotation, cellular component: nucleus. Gene Ontology annotation, biological process: negative regulation of transcription by RNA polymerase II.